AUGGAUAUAUUUAAAAAAAAUAAUAAUGAAAAUAAACAAAUAUGGAAUUAUUAUCAUAUUAUUCAAACAGGUGCUUAUCUAUUAAUGGCUUUAUUAAUAAUGCGUUUAAAAUUAUUUCUUGUUCCACAAUUGUGUCUUUUGAUAAGCGAAUAUUCUAAUUAUCCAAUGGAAAAAAUGAUUGAAUGGAUUAAUUUAAAUACUCGAAAUGAAUCAAUAUUAAAACAAUAUCAUGUUGAUUAUUAUAUUUAUGAAUCUCAUUGGUGUACAAUAACAAAUCGUCCAAAAGGAUGUUCAUUUCCUGAAAUGUAUGAUAUUGAUGAACAAGAUCAAAGAAUCUUAAUACGUACAACUCUUGCAUGUCAAACUCUUCAAUCUCAUCCUCAACCAUAUUUUAAAAAACUUUUUACUUAUGAUUAUCUAAGUAUUUAUCAAGUUUUAUGA
Rotaria sp. Silwood1 is the source of this 441-nucleotide messenger RNA. The record is from the annotation of a GenBank genome assembly. Lineage: Eukaryota; Metazoa; Rotifera; Eurotatoria; Philodinida; Philodinidae.